Molecule: messenger RNA, 2154 nt
Organism: Durio zibethinus
Lineage: Eukaryota; Viridiplantae; Streptophyta; Magnoliopsida; Malvales; Malvaceae
Source: RefSeq, a predicted model, not a curated record
UGCAAACAGCUGAUUGAAUGACAUGACUCUCUUUUGUUCAUUUCUUUCACUCUUCUUAAGUAAAGCCAAAUUUGAGCAUUAAUUGUUCAGUUGGAAAGAUACAGAAGUUUAGGAUUUUAGGUCCAUAAUCUAACAAGAAACUCUGAAAUCAAUUCUAUCCAUAUGAAAAAUCUUAUGCAUUUAUAUUUUGCACUAUGAUAUAGAUUGCUUUCAUUACACGUAAAAACUUUGAAUGGUGACUCUUGCUCUUUAGUAUCCCCACACCAUAAACCUGGUAAAGACAAAAUGCCAUCCAUGAAUUUCAAAUAUUUCACAGUCAGGAUAUUAAUGCACUAGACAUCUGCGUGUUCUAGCACUCCCUCCACAUCUUGAUCCUCUGGUUGCCUAUAAAAGGCUAACUUUGACAUCAUUUCUAUGUGCUUCAACAUAUCAGUAGUUGUACAAAAGGUGAAGAAGAUGAGUGGAACACGCUGCCCCGACGACUCUUAUGCUAUGGCUGGGCUAAGACCUAAUGGGAACCAUCACCAAGCAAAGAGGAAUUAUAAUAAGUGCUGUUAUAUUUUUCGGAUGCCACUUCACUAUCCAAGAUACAAGAAGAGUGACUAUGAGAACAUGCCUGAGUGGCAGCUGGACUGCCUGCUUAAUGAGUAUGGGCUGCCCAUCGUUGGAGACGUGAACCAAAAGAGAAAGUUUGCAAUGGGAGCCUUCCUCUGGCCUUCCCAGAAUGACUAGAAGCUCCAAGAUCUCUACCUGCACUUUUGGUUCAGUAUGAAUAUUAUCAUGCCUACUUAGAUUAUUCGUCUAUCCUAAAAAACUAGCAUAUUUUGUAAUCUUUAAGUGCCUUUGAGUCGCUAUCACUGUUGCAUAUGCAUUACUUAUGUAAUUUUGAUUAUCAUUAUUUACCACUUUAAUGUAAUGCAAGAUAUUGUUCAGUUUUUACUGGUUUAUGAGAAUUUUCUUUUAAUUGCCAAAGGCUUUGACAACGUAUAACUAGACCACUGAUCAAAAUGAUCAUGUAGCUUGCUUUGCUCUAUGACAAAUGCCCAUCAAUGCAAAAGAACCUACUGAGCAUGUUUACUUAGACUGCAAUUAAGAAAAAUAAUGAAACUGGACAAACGAUUGUCUUAACUAAUGCAGGUCAGCUAAUACCAACAUCUCCAGCAAAAUAAUAGAAACAUGACAAGUGGGACCCUUUGCUAUUCGACUAACAUGAUUGAAGCAGUUGAAAACUUGAGAUUUCAUCACAAAACUGUAGAGACUUGUUAUUGUAAAGAAGAUUAAGUUGAAGUCUUGAAGACGAACAAGGAAGUACAACAGAGCCAUCAUCGAUACAAGGACUAAGGAGUAAUAUGUGCAGUUUUCUGGCUGUUAGGUUUGCCAUUAAAUAUGACAGUUACAUGUUACCUUUUAUACACGGCAGGGACAUUAUGCUACAUAUAUAUAGGGAAAAUGUUUGGAAAUUUUCACUUCUUAUUGUUGAUGAUGCUGUAAAAACUUUCAUAGUAGAUUGCUUUCUGUUUGUAGAUUACAGAUUCGUAGUAGGGCUACUAAAGUUUAUACUGUCCAGUCCAAACACUGUAAAAAUCCUUUUUUUUUGGAGCCUGAUAUAAACUAGUACUUGUAUAUGUCUUGCAAGUUUGAUAAAGCUUCAUGAUGAUGCAUUUUUUUUUUUAACAUCCUACCUGUUUGAUGGGUCCAAUGUCCGAAAAACAUGUGGUUUUGAAGCGACCAGUUAUAACAUCAAGUAUCUAGUUUGGGAUUAUGAUAGCUGAAAACCAGCAGCAAUUGGUCGAGUAUUUACUGACCAAUCAAUUCAAAGUGCUUGGAUGUCGUGAAAUUAUAUCUAGUGUGAAAUCUCUAGGCUAACAAGUAACAACUACUCCCAAAUGGAUAAGGAAGAUUGAAUCCGCUUGUAAAGUAACAAUCGCUCAAGUUGCCAUUGAUUUCAUUGCUGCCAUAUGUCAAGCUCCGAUGGUUGAAAUGAAUGCAUUAUUGCAGCUUCUCUUGCAGUUAGGUUUUAUUAAUUGUUGAGACAGACUUAUGGAAUGAUGGUUCAAUUCUCAUAAAAAGGAUUGAUCCAAAUACUUCCCAGCUGGGAUCCUUAUCUGCCAAGGCAAUUUUAUCAGCAAACCAUCAAUCUCUACCCUCUUUGCA